Messenger RNA from Blastomyces dermatitidis ER-3, 252 nucleotides. RefSeq lists its product as uncharacterized. Lineage: Eukaryota; Fungi; Ascomycota; Eurotiomycetes; Onygenales; Ajellomycetaceae. The record is from RefSeq and is a predicted model, not a curated record. Bases 1 to 252 code for a protein of 83 amino acids. The transcript has a single exon.
AUGAGAAGGGGGGACGGCGUUGCAACAGUGAUGAGAGAGGCAGAGAAAGAACUGAACACAGAUGAAUUAAUCAGCAGAAGAAAUGACAUCUCACUGCAGGGCAUAGUGACUACUGCCGCGGCUGUAAGAGAAGUAGAAGAAGAAGAAGAAGAUGUGGCAAUGAAAGCAGUGCUUUCACAGCUCAGUGACACUGCUGUCUCUGCCUUCAAUCUGGCUUUCUUGACAGUCACAGAGACUGCUGCUGCAUCAUGA